UUCUGACUACGGUAUGAAGCUGCCAAUCUUGCGGUCCAAUGCGGAAGAUCAGAUUCUGUACCAGACUGAGCGUUACAAUGAGGAAACCUUUGGCUAUGAAGUUCCCAUCAAAGAGGAGGGUGACUAUGUGCUGGUGUUGAAGUUUGCAGAGGUCUAUUUUGCACAGUCUCAACAGAAGGUAUUUGAUGUUCGCUUGAAUGGCCAUGUGGUGGUGAAGGACUUGGACAUUUUUGACAGAGUUGGACACAGCACAGCUCAUGAUGAGAUCAUUCCCAUGAGUAUCAAAAAGGGGAAACUGAGUGUUCAGGGGGAGGUUUCCACAUUCACGGGGAAGCUCCACAUUGAGUUUGUAAAGGGCUAUUAUGACAAUCCGAAAAUCUGUGCCCUAUACAUCCUGCAAGGAACAGUGGAAGAUGUUCCAAAGCUGCAGCCGCACCCAGGUCUGGAGAAAAAAGAGGAAGAUGAUGAUGAAGAUGAAUAUGAUGAUGGCUCCAGUGUUAAAAAACAGGCAAAUAAGAACCGGGUUCAAUCAGGCCCACGCACACCAAACCCUUAUGCCUCGGACAACAGCAGCCUCAUGUUUCCUAUAUUGGUGGCCUUUGGUGUCUUCAUUCCUACCCUCUUCUGCCUCUGCCGAUUGUGAGAGCAAGCCCCACAGAGCAUCAGCCAAGGGGCUGGGAGGGAAGGAGUUGGACCAAACAUGGUUGCUUUCAAUUUCUCCAUAUUGUUCAUAAUUUAAGGAAAACAAAAAAAGAAAAAAAAAAAAAAGAUGAUUCAUUUGGAAUGAAUAGCAGGUCCAGGUAAGAGGGAGCUUACCUUCCCCCUGCCAGCAAGCAGCGAGGCCCUUGCCUUCCCCUUCGCACCAUGUGCAGCCUCUGAUCCUCCCU
Messenger RNA from Pelecanus crispus (Dalmatian pelican), 887 nucleotides. The record is from RefSeq and is a predicted model, not a curated record. NCBI's taxonomy places the organism in Eukaryota, Metazoa, Chordata, Aves, Pelecaniformes, Pelecanidae.